AUGGUAUUGAGCAAUGGACUCCAAGAGCUCGAACGGCAGACCGUGCAACCGAGUGACUUCAUCUUCCGGCUCGCAAUCUCGCAGCAGCUGUUUGUCUGCAUACACUGGCUGUGUCAUUUCAAAAUCGUCUUUGGCGUUCCCCUCGACACUGAAAAAUCGACCACCUACGAGAAACUUGCCGAAGGGUCCCACGUAUCGCUUCCGACUCUCAAGUCCGUCGCAAGGAUGGCGAUGAUUCAUGGCUUCCUGAGAGAGACGUCUACAGGAGAGAUCCAACACUCUGAACUCUCGGCCUCGUUUGUGACGGUUCCUGACUACUACAACUGGAUGAUGUACAUGGCAACGCAGACCGCUCCGACCGUGGCAAAUUUCGUCAAAGCAACCGAGCGUUGGCCAGAGUCCGAGAAGAAGAAUGAAACCGCAUAUUCGCUGUCGAGAGGGACAGAUCUGUCCUUUUUCGAGCACAUCAACGUGUCGCCAGAUCUGGCCAACGAGUUUGGACUUUACAUGAAGAGCCAAGCAGCCAACAAAGCAGGAACGAGAGUGGAAUUGCUGAGAGAAGGAUUCGAUUGGGCAUCUUUGGGCAAUGCGACCGUGGUCGAUAUCGGAGGAGGAGGGGGCGACGCAUCUGUUUCCCUUGCAGAGCAAUUUUCGGAUCUUGACUUCGUCAUUCAAGAUCUCCCGGCUGCAAUCGCAACGGCAAAGAAACGAGCCAGCUCCCUACCUGCAGAUAUGCAGAAACGACUCCAGUUCCGUGAGCACGAUUUCUUCGCGCCGCAACCUAUCGAAGGUGCUGCCGUCUACCUGCUACGCAUGAUCUUGCACGACUGGCCCGAUAAUGAAUGCAUCAAGAUCCUGUCCCAGAUUUCAUCAUCAAUGGGACCAGACAGCCGCAUCGUUGUCAUGGACAUGGUUUUGCCACGUCCCGGAAUGAUGCCCUUGGAACAAGAGGCAGUGCUCCGUCAGAAAGACUUGGUGAUGAAACAGAACUUCAACGCCAAAGAGCGUGAGCUGGAGGAGUGGAAAGCUUUGAUGGAGAGCGUUGGUCUGCAAGUUGUUGCAGUGAAGACACCGAGGGGCAGCCAGCAUUCUGUGCUGGAACUUGUCAAACACUCAGUGCAAUCAAAGUGGGUGUGA
This is a messenger RNA of Zasmidium cellare ATCC 36951, 1137 nucleotides long. RefSeq lists its product as uncharacterized. The record is from RefSeq and is a predicted model, not a curated record. Lineage: Eukaryota; Fungi; Ascomycota; Dothideomycetes; Mycosphaerellales; Mycosphaerellaceae. The transcript is spliced from 4 exons. The coding region runs from base 1 to 1137 and encodes 378 amino acids. Gene Ontology annotation, molecular function: O-methyltransferase activity.